Poecilia latipinna (sailfin molly) is the source of this 2140-nucleotide messenger RNA. RefSeq lists its product as uncharacterized. The transcript is spliced from 4 exons. Lineage: Eukaryota; Metazoa; Chordata; Actinopteri; Cyprinodontiformes; Poeciliidae. The record is from RefSeq and is a predicted model, not a curated record. The coding region runs from base 116 to 2140 and encodes 674 amino acids.
CAGUUUGAUCAACAAACAGCUGCAGCACAACGACAACCAGUUUGUUUAUGCAGCAAAAUUCACAACGAAUGUUUCUGUUCUGGACGCCUCCUUGGUUGGUUCUGACCAGCAGACGAUGGCGGACCGGCUGCAAAGCGCUGCAGAGGUCUCUCCCUGCUCCACACAGGAAGUUCUGGUUCCGACCCGCAGCACCGACCCAUCAGACAGAAACACCAGGCAGGAAAACGGGUCGGAACCGCAGCAUCGUGUCCCGGUCAGCAGAAAGCUCUACAACCAGAUAGUCUGUGGGUCAGAACCCGACCAGCAGAACCCUCAGAUGGAUCAAGUACUGUAUGAAGCCGACCCGGUUUCCAGAACCCCCAGAACCUCCAGAACCCCCAGGACCCCCAGAGCCGCCCCCAGCCCAGAUGACCCCCUGGUCCAGUUUGACCAGCAGCAGAUCGUCAUGCUAGCAGACGAUGAGGUGGUGAGAACAGCUGCAGCUUCUCUCUUCCACAAACAUCCAGCGGUCAGUUCGCUUCACGCCGUCCGUCCCCGGCACCGAGUCCGGCAGGUCAAAGGUCAGGCGGCGCCUCUGUCGGAACGCAGCAGCCUGGUUCUGGUGGGUCACGGAGCCAGAGAGCCUUCAGGAGAGAUGAGGAUAUCGGGGUACAGCUACCAGGACGUGGCCAGGAUCAUCCAGAGCAGCUCCAGGAUCGGCCAGAAGAUCCAAACCACCGCGGUGGUGGCCUGUGGCGCGGGAUCGGACCGCCGCUUCCCACAAGCUCUGCUGCAGACGCUGCACCGAGCCGGCCUGGAGACGGAGCUGCACCUGUGGGAGACCGCCGUCCAGGUGGCGGAGACGGGAGACGUCCUGAGUCAGGACGGAGCGCGGUGGAGAUCUGGAGAUCACAGCAAGAAGCUGGUUCUGACUGUCGGCCCGACCGGAGAGAUCCGGAGGAGGGACGACCGCCGAAACUGCACCGGGCAGGAAGUUCCCACCAAUCAGACGGCGCUGCUGGGGAAUGGAGACAAUGAAGACUCAUCAGUUGACUCACGUUUUGAUAAGUACAGAAGCAGCUGGCCGGAUAAACCAAGUCAUUUUGUAACUCCUGAAGUUUUGGACAAAAUAUUUGAAACAUUAAAACAAAAUGUUAAAUAUCUUGAAGCUCUUAGUUGGGGAUUCUUUCACUCAAACCAACCAAUACCAGAUAAAGCCGACUUGAACGAUUUCAACAUGAACAACUAUGUUGUUGGGAAAAGAGAUAAAAAUGGAGCAAUUGACUGGUUGACAAAAGAAGAUGAUGUGAAAGAGCUUCUUAAAAAGUGUUAUUUGAUUAAAUCAGGAAGUGACAUCAGAAACAUCAUCCGCCACUUUGCAAAGGAUGGAGAGACAGAGAUCACAUACCUGAUGGUUAAUAACUGGAUUUAUGAAGUUGAUCCUCAAACUCUUUAUGUUUAUCCUGUUGGAAAGAAGCUGAUCAACAAGAAGCUGGUUCUGACUGUCGGCCGGACCGGAGAGAUCCGGAGGAGGGACGACCGCCGAAACUGCACCGGGCAGGAAGUUCCCACCAAUCAGACGGCGCUGCUGAUGAAUGGAGACAAACACGGAAACAACAACAAGCGUCUCAACAAAGAGAAACAACCCGAAGAACAACCAAAGACCUUCAUUGAUCCAAAGAGGGCAGCUUGGUGCACCACGUAUUUCACAGCUUCAGUCAUUAGUGAAUCUGCCAGAAACUUCCGGACGUUUCCUUUGACCCUCAUGGCUCUGAGCAUGGAUGCUACCAGGUUCUGGUUCGACCCAAACUACAUCACCAUGGCUGAUGGGGGAACCUGGCUGAACACACCGCAGAGAGGAUUCAGCGGCGCAGCAGGAGGAGACCUGGAUAAUCUGAAAGACCUUCUAGUUAGAGAGUACAGAACGAUCAGUGAGUGGCAGGAUGGGGGUCAGGAUGAGAAAGCUCAGUUCACUAAGAUGGCUGAAAUCGCAGAGGAGUUUACCGUAUUAAACUCAGAGGAGGAAAAGGGAAACUUCAUAGCAGAUUGCCAAACAUUCUUCAACACUGUGAACAACCAGCAGAAUCUCCCAUCAGCAUCUGGCAGCUCAGCAUCAAUGAUCAGAAAACGUUCCAACAUUCAGCCUGAAGUCAAUAAAUGA